This is a messenger RNA of Saccostrea cuccullata (small rock oyster), 1872 nucleotides long. RefSeq lists its product as uncharacterized. The coding region runs from base 131 to 1150 and encodes 339 amino acids. Gene Ontology annotation, molecular function: zinc ion binding. NCBI's taxonomy places the organism in Eukaryota, Metazoa, Mollusca, Bivalvia, Ostreida, Ostreidae. The transcript is spliced from 3 exons. The record is from RefSeq and is a predicted model, not a curated record.
CGUAGGUAGAAAUAGUCUUUGGACUGGACCUGAUUAACUUAAUUACUACAUGUAUGUAUUCACUAUAACCUUAUACAUGUAAAAUAUAUUUAUCCUGACCUUUUGUUUAAAUGCAAAUCGUGACACAUGUAUGUAUUUCAUUUUCUUACUAGGUAGUAACAUGAUGUAUAUCAAAGCAAAGUGUGUACCAGAAACACGCCAGUCAUCAGAAUCAUAUCAACUAUGGAUCCUAGUGGAGAAAUCUGGUCAAAUUUAUUCUGCUGAAUGCAACUGUGUAGCAGGUGAUGGUACUUGCAAACAUGUGGCUGCUGCCUUAUUUGGACUUCUUGCAUUUUGUGUCGAAAUGGAGGACAGAGCGACAGUAGCAGUCACAGAUAAAGAAGCGUACUGGACACUUCCUAAGCGUGUGUGCAGACCAUUAGUUGUGGAUGAUAUUGAUAUAAGGAGCAAUAUGACUGCAGCCAGAAAGGAAAGACCAACCCCUUCUGAUGGCUAUCUGCCCAUUCAUGAUGUUAACGAACAUGAAAUAGAAAAGUCCUUAGUGAAACUUGUUAAAAAGUGCAGCAUACCAAGUGUGGCCUUAUACACUCUUUCAGAUUCAGACUGCAGUGACAGUGAUUGUGACUUAGAGGAGUACCCAAAGAACAUUCCUGAACUUGUUCAAGAACAUGGCCAUUUACAGGAUGUUGCAAAACACAUUACUUUGUCUGAGGUGAAUAGAAUUCCCCAUCUGACCCUUGGACAAUCAGACAACCCAAUGUGGAAAUACCAACGGCUUGGAAGAUUGACAGCAUCGAACUUUUAUAGAGCUAUUCAUUAUCAAGGUCAAAAUGAAAACAAUUCUAUAGUUAAAUCUGUUUUAGGCUUGUAUGCAGAAUUUUCAACUAAUGCAGUAAAUUAUGGAAAAGAGAUGGAAUUGGUUGCAAGGGAAAAGUAUGUGUCAAUUAUGUCUCCGAAGCUUGUAUCUUUUUCAGCUGAGGAAACAGGCCUGCAUGUUUAUGCUGAUUUCCCCUAUCUUGCUGCUUCACCUGAUGGCUUAGUUAACUGUAAAUGUUGUCCCCCAGGUUUAGUAGAAAUUAAAUGCCCUUACAGCUUAGGGAAAAUACUUGCAAAAGCGUCAUGGCAAAAUUGUCAUCUUUUACAAAGAUAGAUGGUAGAUUUUUGGUAGAUCAGACGCUUUCAUCACCAUAUUAUGUUCAAAUGCUUGGACAAAUGGCCAUUUGUAACUUGUCUUAUUGUGAUUUUGUUUUAUACACACAAAAGGAUAUGUAUGUAGAAAGAAUCAUGUUCAAUGAAAAAUUGUGGAAGGAUGCAUAUUCGAAGCUCAAAGAAUUCUAUCUGAAAUUCAUACUACCAGCUAUUGUCAGCAAAAGUGAUUAAACUGUAUUUGCUCUUUGUACAUGUUCAUAUAUUUACUCCAUCAUAUUUUUUUUUUCUGCGUGAAAAUGUGUGCUGUAUAAUAAUCACUGUAUCACUUUUACAAGACAAUAACUUGAAUAACUUUCCUACUACAAACAUCACAUUUCAUAAGUGUAAGAUGGUUAUAAUACAUGAACUUACAUCUAUAUUAGUACAGCUUUUGGGAUCAAGGUCAGUAAAUUGAUAUGGCCAUUUCUAUUUACAAAGAACAUCGCAACAUAUUUUGAAGUUGUUUAACCCAAAGUCAGGCUUAUAUUCACCACAUAGGUAAAAUGUUUUUUGAUACAUGUACUUGUAAGUUUGUACGUCAUGUGAUCAAAGGUCACGGCUAUUCAUAAUAGGAACUCUGAGGCCAUCAGUUUUCUACUUUUGUGUACAGGAUUAUUAUGUUAAUGGAAUAUAUGAGGAUAUGCAUUAUUUUAGAAGACUGAAAAAUAGAGAAUUUUAUAUAAA